Molecule: messenger RNA, 234 nt
Organism: Lottia gigantea (owl limpet)
Lineage: Eukaryota; Metazoa; Mollusca; Gastropoda; Lottiidae
Exons: 2
Coding region: 1-234 (77 amino acids)
Biological process (GO): regulation of transcription by RNA polymerase II
Cellular component (GO): nucleus; transcription regulator complex
Molecular function (GO): DNA-binding transcription factor activity, RNA polymerase II-specific; RNA polymerase II cis-regulatory region sequence-specific DNA binding
Source: RefSeq, a predicted model, not a curated record
AUGGCAACCACAGGAAGUCCCUUAUCCAGUGGAACAGGAAACGUUUCCGAGGAAGCCUCCAGGAAGCGUGAAUUACGUUUAUUGAAAAAUAGGGAGGCUGCUCGCGAAUGUCGAAUCAAGAAAAAAGAAUAUGUGAAAUGUUUAGAAAACAGAGUGGCAGUUUUAGAAAAUCAAAAUAAAACAUUAAUAGAAGAAUUAAAAGCUCUGAAAGAAUUAUAUUGUCAAAAAGAAUAA